Messenger RNA from Paramecium octaurelia, 499 nucleotides. NCBI's taxonomy places the organism in Eukaryota, Ciliophora, Oligohymenophorea, Peniculida, Parameciidae. The record is from the annotation of a GenBank genome assembly.
CGAUAAUAUCUAAUAAAUUCAUGAUGCAUGCAUUGAGCUUGGACAUAUUCAAAGCGAAUUUUUAGUUUUACUAUUCUGAUAAUUUGAAAUUUUGUGAAUUCAAAAACUCAUAAGAAUUAUCCUUAUUGAUUUUUUCAUAGGUCUAAUUGAGAAAUCUUAUUGCCUUCGCACAUCGAAUAUGGUUUUCCAGAUAAAUUAAAAAAAUAAAGUAAUUAUUAAUUUCAUUGAUUAGAAUACAAACCUAGAAUGGAACAGGAGGUGAAUAAAUUUUAUUACAAUUUCAAUGGGAUUGAAGCUAUAUAGAAAGAUCUUGUUUAAGAAUAAUAGAAUAAAAUCUCAAUUUGCAUCAUAAAUGAGGUAUAAAAAAAUUACUCAAAAAAUUAGCUAUUUAUAUAAAAUUUUUUUAGAAGUAAGUUCGAAACUAAUAAAUCGAUUGUAUCGAAAACGUAGAAAUUUCAUAUAAUAAUGGAACAAUGAAUGAAGAAUACUAAAGGAAGAG